Messenger RNA from Musca vetustissima, 4140 nucleotides. Its product is annotated as probable multidrug resistance-associated protein lethal(2)03659. The record is from RefSeq and is a predicted model, not a curated record. Lineage: Eukaryota; Metazoa; Arthropoda; Insecta; Diptera; Muscidae. Gene Ontology annotation, biological process: transmembrane transport. The transcript is spliced from 11 exons. Gene Ontology annotation, cellular component: membrane. Gene Ontology annotation, molecular function: ATP hydrolysis activity; ABC-type transporter activity; ATP binding. Bases 12 to 4118 code for a protein of 1368 amino acids.
AUCGUGUCACAAUGCAGUCGGUAAAACCAAAUGAAUUACCGCAAAAUCCUUACGAGCGUACAAAUAUAUUGGCUCGAUUAUGUUUUUGGUACACACUGCCAACAUUUUUUAAGGGACGUAAAAAAACUCUGGAUACCAAGGAUCUCUAUCGGGCAUUAAAUGAACAUAAAUCUGAAACCCUCGGAAAUGUGAUGUGCCAAUCAUGGCAAAAGGAAUUGGAUAAAAAAGCGAAUUCCAAGAAAAAGCCAAGUCUCCUAAAGGCAACAGCCCGUGUUUUUGGUUGGCGUUUUGCCUUUUUGGGGUUUCUGUUAUUUAUUCUGGAAUUGGGUUUAAGAACGUCACAACCGCUAUUUCUCAUGGGUCUGAUUGGUUACUAUUCGAAGGGUGAACAAGAAAUUAAAACGGCUUAUCUGUAUGCGGCCGGAGUAAUAGCGUGCAGUGCAAUAAAUGUUAUGUUUAUGCAUCCCUACAUGUUGGGCACCAUGCAUGUGGGCAUGAAGAUACGUGUGGCUAUGUGCAGCUUGAUAUAUCGGAAAUCGUUGCGUUUAAGUAAAACUGCGCUGGGCAGUACCACUGCUGGUCAGGUGGUCAAUUUAAUAUCGAAUGAUGUUGGACGUUUGGAUUUGGCAACGAUUUUCAUUAAUUAUCUGUGGGUGGGACCCAUGGAGACAUGUUUGAUAACAUAUCUGAUGUACAGAGAGAUUGGCAUUGCCGCUGUAUUUGGUGUGGCCUUCAUGUUAAUGUUUAUCCCCCUGCAGGGCUGGUUGGGUAAAAAAACAUCUGUACUGCGUUUGCGUACCGCCUUGCGCACCGAUGAACGUGUACGCAUGAUGAAUGAAAUCAUUUCUGGUAUACAGGUUAUUAAAAUGUAUGCCUGGGAGUAUCCCUUUGGCAAGAUCGUGGCCUAUGCCCGCAAAAAGGAAAUCAAUAGUAUACGUCACUCCUCGUAUAUACGCGGUAUCCUAUUGUCGUUCAUUAUGUUCCUAACUCGUGUGUCGAUUUUCCUCAGUUUGGUGGGCUAUGUUCUGUUGAGUAAUUUCCUAACACCGGAACAGGCCUUUGUGAUAACAGCCUAUUAUAAUAUUUUAAGGACAACCAUGACAGUAUUCUUUCCUCAGGGUAUUUCCAUGAUGGCUGAAACCUUGGUCUCCAUUAAACGUAUACAAAACUUUAUGCUAUAUGAAGAAACUCAGGUUGUGGACAAAUCUGCCGAUUACAUAAAUUACGAUGGCAGUAAUCAAUCGACUGUGGUCAAGGAUGAUGAUAAAAUCAUGGAAGAAGAAGAUGCCGAGAAACAGCCGUUGGUCUCAAAUGGUCAUGCCACACUAUCCGAGGCUGGUAUUAUAAUUAGUAAUCUUAAGGCGAAAUGGGAUCCAGCUGUAACGGAGUUAACUUUGGAUGAUGUCAAUUUGCGUGUACAACCAGGAACUUUGGUAGCCAUUAUUGGUCCGGUUGGUUCGGGGAAAUCAAGUUUAAUACAAAGUAUUUUGGGUGAACUAAAACCAGAAUCGGGAACAAUUAAAGUGAACGGUACUUUCUCAUAUGCCUCUCAAGAACCAUGGUUAUUCACAGGGACAGUACGACAAAAUAUACUCUUCGGACAACCUAUGGAUAGACGACGAUAUCAUGCUGUGGUUAAAAAAUGUGCCUUGGAAAGAGAUUUUGAAUUGCUGCCCUAUGGCGAUAAAACCAUUGUGGGUGAACGUGGUGCCUCCUUGUCUGGUGGACAAAAGGCUCGUAUCAGUUUGGCCAGAGCUGUAUAUCGUCGAACAUCAAUUUACCUUCUAGAUGAUCCUCUGAGUGCUGUCGAUACCCAUGUGGGACGUCAUUUAUUCGAUCAAUGUAUGCGUGGUUUGUUGCGCGACAAUAUCGUUGUCCUGGUCACCCAUCAAUUGCAAUUUCUACAAUCGGCUGAUCAAAUUGUUAUCAUGGACAAGGGACGUGUUUGUGCCGUCGGUUCAUAUGAGUCAUUACGUGAAAGUGGUCAUGAUUUUGCUCAAAUGUUAGCAGAUCCAGAGAAUGAUGAUUCAAUGGAGGCUACAAAAUCACGACCCAGAUCAGGAAGUCGCUUGAUUGAUCGCCAAAAUAGUGUGGCAUCAAUUAAUUCGGUGGCCGAUUCAACGCUGGACGAUACACCCACCCAAGUUCAGGAAACUCAAGAAGAAGGCAAAAUUGGCUUGGAUCUCUAUAAGAAAUAUUUCAAGGCUGGUGGAGGUUUCUUCAUGUUUUUCGUUAUGUUGGUGUUUUGUGUAAUGUCUCAGGGAUUGGCUUCGUGUGGUGAUUAUUUCUUGUCAUAUUGGGUCAACAAAAAAGGUUCCAUUGAGGCCAAACGUGUGGAAUAUGUUACAGCUGCCGCCCUUAAUGACAGCCUACAUGGAACAACUACAACCACCAUGGAUCCAUUAACAUGGUCAUCAUCGCAUCAAACCGAAACAAGUCUUUCUAAAUGGUUAUCCCAAUAUGGUGUACAUGUGGAUCCGGAAAUGCUCGACAUCUAUAUUUUCACCAUUAUAACUGUGGCCACAAUUGUAAUAACUGUUACCCGCAGUUUCUUGUUCUUCAAUGUGGCCAUGAGGGCAUCACAGAACUUACACAAUUCCAUGUUCCGUGGUAUAACACGCGCCUCCAUGUACUUCUUCAAUACAAAUCCCUCCGGUCGUAUACUUAAUCGUUUCUCCAAGGACAUGGGUCAAAUCGAUGAAAUUCUACCAUCUGUCAUGAUUGAUGUGAUACAAAUUUUCCUUUCACUAUUUGGCAUUGUUGCUGUUUUGUCUGUGGUAAAUCCCUUGUACCUGUUGCCCACAUUCAUUUUGGCCAUAAUCUUUUAUAAUCUCAGGACAUUCUAUUUGAAGACGUCGCGUAAUGUUAAACGUUUGGAGGCUAUAACACGUUCUCCCAUCUAUUCCCAUUUGGGAGCUUCGCUGACUGGUCUCUCAACAAUACGCGCCUUUGGUGCCCAAGGUGUUUUAAUCAAAGAAUUCGAUAACUACCAGGAUCUUCAUAGCUCGGCAUUUUUCCUCUUCAUCAGUACAUCGCGUGCCUUUGGCUAUUGGCUGGAUUGCUUCUGUGUCAUCUUUAUUGCCAUUAUCACCUUGAGUUUCUUUGUAUUUGCCCCCGAAAAUGGUGGAGAUGUUGGCUUAGCCAUUACCCAAGCAAUGGGUAUGACCGGUAUGGUACAAUGGGGCAUGCGGCAAUCGGCAGAAUUAGAAAAUACCAUGACGGCGGUAGAACGUGUAGUCGAAUAUGAUGAUAUUGAUCCGGAGGGUGAAUUAGAAUCGACCGAGGAUAAGAAACCACCUCAAACAUGGCCCGAAGAAGGCAAAAUUGAAUUUGAUGAACUGAGUUUGCGUUACAAUCCAGAUCCCAAAUCGGAAUAUGUCUUGAAGUCAUUGAAUAUUGUUAUUAAAGCAAGGGAAAAGGUUGGCAUCGUUGGACGUACUGGGGCUGGUAAAUCCUCAUUGAUCAAUGCUUUGUUCCGCUUGUCCUAUACCGAUGGUUCCAUUGUCAUUGAUUCACGUGAUACCAAAUCAAUGGGUUUACAUGAUUUACGUAGUAAAAUAUCAAUUAUACCUCAGGAACCUGUGCUAUUCUCUGGAACAAUGCGUUACAAUUUAGAUCCAUUUGAUGAAUAUUCCGAUGCUAAGCUAUGGGAAGCUUUGGAGGAGGUCCAACUUAAAGACGUGGUUUCCGAAUUGCCAAACGGGUUGCAAACUAAAAUCUCAGAAGGUGGUUCCAAUUUCAGUGUUGGCCAACGUCAAUUGGUCUGUUUGGCUCGGGCUAUUUUACGCGAAAAUCGUAUUUUAGUUAUGGACGAAGCCACUGCCAAUGUUGAUCCGCAGACAGAUGCAUUGAUCCAAACAACUAUUCGCCACAAAUUUAAAUAUUGUACCGUCCUAACGAUAGCACAUCGUUUACAUACAGUCAUGGAUUCGGAUAAAGUGCUGGUAAUGGAUGCCGGUCAGGUGGUCGAAUUCGGUUCACCCUAUGAACUGCUGACGGAAAGUGAUAAGAAUGUAUUCCAGGGCAUGGUAAAACAAACAGGAAAAUCAACAUAUGAGAAUUUAUUGAAAGUAGCACAAAAGGCCCAUGAGGACACCUUAAAACAAAAAAUGGAUUAGAAGGAUACCGGGAAUUUUUGUC